UCGGCGCCCAGUUCAAUUCUUGCUAGGCGACAUUGUAGAUUGCUGCACGUGGUUUGUUACUUGCCGACGGUUGACAGUGGAAAAAUGAGCCACAUCUUGGUCAAAUGGGUAACAGCCGAGGCCUGGGAUGUCUACCCGACACGGUUCAUGACCGACGUAGCUACUGCGACACAAAUAAUGUCUGACCCGUCAAUUGUAGAGACGCUGGUAGGGCGAACAUAUCAGGUGGCAUGGAAAACGGGAGAGCCGCCAGCGGAUGCCUAUUUGGUGGCUGCAGGAGAGGAAAAGAAACUUGAGCGGAAAAGAAACCGUCUGGCGUCGCGCGCUUCGGCACAUAACACGACACAGCACAGUAGUUGCUGUACGCACUUGGAUCAGCUGAAGGAAGCCGAAAAAGAGAACAGUCGCCUUAAGCGGAAGCUUGAAGAGCAGCAGGACCUGUAUGACUUGCAAAAGACCGUGCGGACACUAAAACGUGUCAUUCGGGAUUUGAAAGGCGUGGGGGAGACCACGGUGUCUGAAUUGAACAUGGUAGACAUCGGACAUGGAGUCGCUGUCUCUAAGGCCACACUCACAAGGCUCGAGGAGACGUACAAGGACUCGGCGUGCAAGUUUGCCAGGUCACUCAUGAGGGUAGUCUUCACAGAUGAAGAAAUGAUAAAUAAGUCAUUGUUUGGGAAGCAGGCAAACAGCCACAAAGAGAGGGAAGUCAAGCCUGCGCUGGACAGCAGGCGCGUGAACGCAGUCCUCGGUAUGUUUGCUUUCUAUUUGGGGUUGUGA
Messenger RNA from Ornithodoros turicata, 780 nucleotides. RefSeq lists its product as uncharacterized. The transcript is spliced from 5 exons. Bases 85 to 780 code for a protein of 231 amino acids. NCBI's taxonomy places the organism in Eukaryota, Metazoa, Arthropoda, Arachnida, Ixodida, Argasidae. Gene Ontology annotation, molecular function: DNA binding. The record is from RefSeq and is a predicted model, not a curated record.